GAGGCGAGCGACGGCGCGAAGAAUUCCGAAGCCAUGGCCCGACAAGAGAGGUCGUUAUUCGUUGUUGCCGCGCUAUGCGUGUGCACGUGUGUCGUCUCUGCGCGACCCGAUUCUUCAAAUCAUCUAGUACAAAAACUAGAAACAAAUGCGGUAAACUAUAGUGGAAACACAAAGGGCGUGAGCGUACGCAACUUCGAGGAGUCCGAGGAGCGCGAGCAUCGCCCUGUCAACGAGAGGUAUCCGCAUGCAGUGCUGUUCGGCGGCACCUGCGGCGGCACCAUAAUCAGCCCCAAAUGGAUCCUGACAGCUGCACAUUGCACGCUGUUCACCGGCGGCAAAUAUGUGCUGGCCGGCACCAACAACUCUGAGGACGGCAGCGGAGUGACGCGACGUGUCAAGAAACUGUAUAUACACCCGCGCUUUGCAGUCGGUCCCUACUGGCUCAAUGCAAAACGCUACGACAUCAAACAGGUAGCUGCGAGGUUCGACUACCUCUUAGCGGAAUUAGAGGAACCUUUGGAACUGGACGGUGUGACGAUAGCCGCUGCAACACUGAAUGAAUUGCAAGAUCUUACUGCGGGAAUCAACGUUGGAUACGCUGGUUACGGAGCCGAGCAUCAAGGGGAAACAAUGCGACACGAGAUGCACGGCAUGGAUCUGACACUGCUGGCUGAGGAGGAAUGUGCCAGAUUAGAAGAAUACGACUCUCAAGACAUGAUUUGUAUCAGAGGACGAGCCCCUAGAUACGACUCCGCUUGUAAUGGUGACAGCGGCAGUGGUGUUGUAGACGAAAACGGUGUUCUCAUCGGCAUAGCGUCCUGGGUGGAGAACGACGCCUUGGAGUGCCGUAACGGUGCGGUCGUAUAUUGCUCCAAAGUGGCCACAGCACGUCCCUGGAUACGCAAGAUUACUGGCAUCUAAUUAUGUUUAAUUAAUAUAUAAUACAUAGAAACUCCGUACUAAACAUAUGCGAUUGGGUGCAGUGUUAAUCUGUAAAAUUAUCAAAACAAUUUGAAACAGAUUAUAAAGUAAUUUAUGUGUUCGACAACAGUGAUACUUGUAUUGAUAUGUUGUUGUCUCUGUUUUUUUUAAAGAGAACGCAAGAGAUGAUAUAUGUACAAAGACGGUGUCCCUACAAGUUUCAAAAUCAGUUUUCUAGUAUCCAAAGACUGUUUUAGUACGUGAGUUAGUAAUGCAAAGAUUUUUAGGUUAAACAAUAUUGUAAAUAGAACACAAAAUAAAUUGUCUUAAAUUUGACAAAUUACUCUGAAUAAGAAAGAACUUCGAAACUAUGUUUACUGAAUGAAAAAGUUUUAUUAUUUUUACUAAAUCGCAAGUACACAAAAAGAUAUUGUUUUGAUUGCAAAGGAAAUUUUAUGACCAUAAUUUUUGUUAUAUUUAGUACCAGAGGUUUUUAGGGUACAAUGAGUUAUUUUAAACAAUGAUAAAUUGUUUUGUCUAGACGUUCCAUUGCUAAUAAUUGCAUUAAUGCUAGUCAGUUUUGACUCUCUUAAAAUGUUUUGUUGAUAAUUUAAAGCUUUUAUAUAUCUGCCAGAAAAUAUUUACUAUUUUGGAGGAGUAAUAUCAUUUAUCUUGAAUAUUUCUUGCUUAAAAUGUUUUGUGUCUAAUUUUUCUAACAAAAUAUUGUUUUUAUUUUACCUAGCGAUCAGCAGUCGAUAAUCUAGAAUCAACAUAAAUGAAUGGAAUUAGCUGAGAUUUCUAAUUUGUACAGUUUUUUUCUAAAAACAGGUAUUUAACGUAUCACUUUAUUACUAAAUUUACCCAAUUACUAAUCGCCUUUGUAUCCAAGUUAGUCUGAAUAUUUAGACUUUCGUUUCUGUCUACUACUUUCAAAAACUUUAAUGUUAGUCAUAAGUAUAUUUGUUUUUAUCGAUUAACUGUUACAAAACGUUUUGUAAAUUUU
Papilio xuthus (Asian swallowtail) is the source of this 1924-nucleotide messenger RNA. RefSeq names its product scolexin B. Gene Ontology annotation, molecular function: serine-type endopeptidase activity. The record is from RefSeq and is a predicted model, not a curated record. NCBI's taxonomy places the organism in Eukaryota, Metazoa, Arthropoda, Insecta, Lepidoptera, Papilionidae. Gene Ontology annotation, biological process: proteolysis.